Molecule: messenger RNA, 2438 nt
Organism: Megalobrama amblycephala (Wuchang bream)
Lineage: Eukaryota; Metazoa; Chordata; Actinopteri; Cypriniformes; Xenocyprididae
Exons: 20
Coding region: 696-2165 (489 amino acids)
Biological process (GO): proteolysis
Molecular function (GO): cysteine-type peptidase activity
Source: RefSeq, a predicted model, not a curated record
CAUGUAAGCAUGUCUCUAAAUAAUUUUUAAAAGAAACGUCUCUACCGUGUAUGUAGCGUGUACUAUUUGAAAUGCUGCGGGCAGGAAGUGCGUGGGGAGCGGGAGAGACGCUCGAGUCGAGGCUGAGGGGAUCCUCGCAUUACAAUUAUUGAGUUUAGGUUUUUAAAUUAAUGUUUGUCAGUUCUUUUAUUUGUCUCUUUCACGUUAGCUCUGAUUUAUUGAUCUAUUUGUUCGACCAAAAUGACGAAGAAAGUCUGAUCUAAAACUCUUCAAUGUUUGACGACUAAGGACACUUUGCAAUAACUUUACAUGUGACAGUAACCAUUGACAUUACAUUAAUCACAGAAGAUCACAGUUCCAGCUAAAAAUAUUUACUGUUCUACUGAAGAAAUAAAAAAAGUCAACUUGGAUGGCCUGAUGACUGAAAACCUGAGAAGUGUGUCCUGAAGGCCCUUAUCUUUUUCCUGAGAGAAAGUCCUGAAGACCUCAUCAAGGAGUACUUUCUGAGUUGAACGAUAACCCGACAGAUGAUUGAGGAGCAGCUCACCAUGGUGAUGUUCAUUAUUUGGAAGGAGGGGGAGAACUUCAUGAACCAUCUGCUGACAUUGAGGGAGUUAAAGUUUUGAAUCAACUUACUUCAGUUACAUCAGCUUGUGCCCUGCUUCUAGGACACCAAGUGGCAAUAAGAGCGCACAAUGGAAGAUGUUAAGGUAUUAAGGUGUCUCCAAAAUAAGAGGCCAACGUUCACUGUAGGAAGUGUGGGGCCAUAUAAAAUCCAAGUGGAAAGUUUUAGCACUUUAAUGAACGACAGCGAGGUUUCUGAUGAGGUCAUGGAUUCCAUAUGUAAUGUCCUGAGCAAGGAUCGCCCAAGUGUUGUUCAUAUAAAUUCUCAGGCCCUCACAAAAAUAUUGGAUGGAUCCAAAAGGGCAAAGAGCCACUAUUUUCUCAAGAAUAACAUUUUGGAAAAGGCAACAGAGGUGUUUGGUGUGUAUCUUGAAGGUGGCAAUCACUGGAGCUUUUUUCAUUGCAAUGUUGACGAAAGGUGCAUCACCUAUUUUAAUUCACUUGGGGAGACAGAGUGGCAGUGCCAAAAAAUUGCUCAACACUGGUGUGCAUUUGCAGCUUCUAGGGGAGUGAAAGGAGAAUGGGACCUCAAAACCACAAGACAUGAAUUGCAAACAGAUUCAGUGUCAUGUGGCAUCCACACACUUGCAUUUGCCACUGAAUUUAUGAAAAAUGGUGGCUGCAUUACCUCCUUCCAGUGCCCUGCAAUUCAAGAAGAGAGAAUGCGCCUAGCUUCACUUUUGUUUCACUCUUUAGAUCGAACAAAAACAUGUGGAAUUUGUACCAAAAGUGCUGCAGGGAGAAAGAAAGUGGCAUGUAACUGUGGGGCAGUGCUGCAUGUAGAGUGUGCAGCCACACCCAUGUGCUACAUAUGUCAAGAUGACAGCAUCCCAUUGGCCCAAAUCUCUUUGCCUGCACCAGACACUGCACCACACUUGGCUGACCCAGACCAGGUUGUCCAGCCCUCUGGAUCUGCAGAAGGCUUUGCACUACAACAUGAAGAGACAGUUUUAUCCAUGUUGGAGGCCAUAGGAAAACCUAUGGCCUGUUGCAGUGAGGAAGAAUUGGAGGAGGACAAGGAGGAAGAGAAGCAUGAGCACAAUGAAGAAAAACAUAGGGAAGACAAGGGAGUGGAGGAAAAAGAAAGUAAAGUGUACAAAGUUUUAGGAAGGCUAACAGCGCAAGGAAAGACCUACAAGGUAGAUGAAGAUGAGUUGAGGAGGAGGGUCAAAGGAGAAAACAUGUCCACAAACAUGUUCCGAAUGUUGAUAAGGGUUGGCAAAAAAGAUGUUCCACCCAAUGUGCUGCAGCAGCCUAGAAAGGCAAAGACAAAGGUGACAAUAUUCAGCACUUUAACAGAGGGAGAGGCGGAAGACAUUGCCAAGGGGUUUGGCAUGGCACUGGCCAAACAUGUGCCGAAAGAGAAACUACUUUCUGGGAUACCCCAAGAGGACAUCCCAGCAACACUGAGGAGCAUUGAACGAAUGAAGAUUAAUGUGCAAAACCUUGGUCCUGAAUCAGAACUGGAUUUGGCCACUCACCGCUUUGGGCCUACAGCGGCCGAUGUUUUCUUUUCCUUUUUAGAGGACUGUUUGAAAUGAUCUCAGUGACCAUGAGGGGCACAUGUGUACUAAUGUGUGGGUGCUAUCAGCUCAGAUUGUAAACAACAACAAAAAGUUAAGAUAACUUGAUUUGAUCAUUUGAUUUGAUUUUUUAUUAAAUUUUAGCAUUGAAUACAAAAUGCAAGGUUUUUAUUUUCAUAGUCAAUUGUUUUCUAGUAACUUUUACUGGAGAACUCAUAGAUGUAGUGGAGAACAAAUACAAAGUUUGAUAAAAUGGCAAAAAUGCAUUUGAAUAAAAUGGACUUUUCAAAA